GACGCGCGCCGGGGUAGUGGGGGCACCGCGGGAGAGGGCUGGGGUCCUGGAGAGGCGCCGCCGCCUCCGCUGCCCGCCCCGCCCGAGGUCCCGAGCUAGACUGUCCCGAGCUUCCCCCAGGCGGGCAGAGGGAAGCCGGCUGGGGAUGAGGAGUGGAGGAGGCAGGAACGCCUGGGACGCUCGCGGGGCGCGGGACGCUCAGCGCGGCGUCCGUAACUACGCUCCCGACUCUGCUUUCUGCACUUGUGCUUUGGGAGAGAGCUCUGGGCCUCUGAGGGCCUCGUGUCGUCCAACGUGCCUGAGGAAGGAGCUCAACAGUCAGUCAUCACCAAGACUGUGCCUCGAGGAGAAGUUCCUCAACCAGAGCCAGACACGUAAUUUGUGGUAUCCAGGGCGAAAUGAAAACAUGGAACCCUAGCUUAAAACGUGGGAAAAGAUACCAUUAAAGGCCCAGCAGCCAUGGCCCACUUUAAGACUGAGCAGGAUGACUGGCUGAUUGUCUACCUGAAGUAUUUACUCUUUGUCUUCAACUUCUUCUUCUGGGUCGGGGGAGCAGCCGUCCUGGCCGUGGGCGUCUGGACCCUGGUGGAGAAGAGUGGCUACCUCAGCGUCCUGGCCUCUAGCACCUUUGCCACCUCCGCCUACAUCCUCAUCUUCGCGGGCGCACUUGUCAUGGCCACCGGCUUCCUCGGCUUCGGUACCAUCCUCCGGGAGCAGAAGGGCUGCCUCUCCACGUAUUUCUGCCUGUUGCUCGUCAUCUUCCUGGUUGAACUGGUGGCGGGAGUCUUGGCCCACGUGUAUUACCAGAGGCUGAGUGAUGAACUAAAGCAGCACUUGAACCAGACUCUGACCAAGAACUACGGGCAGCCGGGAGCCACGCAGAUCACCGCCUCAGUAGACCGGCUCCAGCAGGAUUUCAAGUGCUGCGGAAGCAACAGCUCAGCCGACUGGCAGCGCAGCACAUACAUCCUGUCGCGGGAGGCCGAGGGCCGCUGGGUGCCUGACAGCUGCUGCAAGACAGUGGUGGUGCGCUGCGGCCGGCGGGCCCACCCCUCCAACAUCUAUAAGGUGGAGGGAGGCUGCCUCACCAAGCUGGAGCAGUUCCUGGCCGACCACCUGCUGCUCAUGGGGGCGGUGGGCAUUGGGGUGGCCUGCCUGCAGAUCUGCGGGAUGGUUCUCACCUGCUGCUUGCACCGGAGGCUCCAGCGGCAUUUUUACUGAUGGCCAACCACCUCCUCUUCCAACUGCCCUACAGGAGGACAGGUGGCUGCAUGCCAUCCGCAACGCCUACAGAGUUAGCACCAGCUCCACUAGGGCCAUAGAUGCCCCCUCCUCUGUGCCCAGCAUCUACAAAUCCACCAAGUGCCUAAGACCAUAGCUUCUACUGUGCCCACCCAGGCAGGGACCCUCGGACCCCUCUCCUCCACUUCUGAGCUCCCAUGGCCAGAUCCUGGGCAGGGAAAUGAUCCUUUCAGGAGACAACCAGAGCUCCGCACCAGGCACAGGGACACUGUGGACUAGGGAAGGUUGACAGUUGGGCUCUUUGCUCCCUCCCAGCUCUUGAACCUGGAACAAUGGGCAGAAAACCCAGGUCUCCCAGGUUUUCAGCACUGGAUUCCCCCACCCAUGCUCAAAAGCCCUGACCUUGCUGAUUCUGGAAGAUGCAUGGGGUGGGGCAGGGAGGGCUGGUGUUUCCUCCAGAAGACCUUGCUCUUUGACCUGCCCACUGUCCAUACUGCCUCACCUGGAAAGCCAUGUCCUGCUGGCCUCACUCUUUCCUGCAGGGCCUGGGAGUGGGGAGACCUGGGUAGGGCAGCCACAGGCUAGGUGGAGUUGCUCUGGCAGGGAGCGGGGGUAAGGUGGCCACACCAGCACAUGCUGCAAUAGGAGCAGAGCCCUGUGCCUGCCUAGCAACCUUCCUGGGAGAACCCCCUUGGGGAGACCCUGGCCCCAAGCCCUGACCUCUAGGGACAUGCCCCCCAGAGGGAUCUCCUGUUCCAGGGCCUGAUUCUCAGGAACAUCAGGUUUUUAAACCAUCUUCAGCACCUAAUGCUGGUGGGUGUCAAGCAUUUCCUGGAGUGGACCAACUCAUGACCCUUUAAAGUCGCAGCCACUGAGAAAGGGCAGCUCUGAGUAGAGGGGUGUCUGCCUGAGCCUCACCCUUCCUGGGGCCCUCUCCUUACCCUGUGGCCACCAGCACUCUGCUUCCCCUCCCACCCGUCCUGGAGUGAACAGAGCUUUUGUCUUGGGUUCUCUCUUGCAUCACUAAAUUCAGCAGGGAAUUUUUCAGUAAGAACGUUCCCCAGUGCUAAGGGAGAGCAGAAAGCAAACCCUGGAAAAUACAGAGUAUCCAUGCUGGAAGUUUUCCAGAGAACAGGUGUCAACUUGUACAACACCCAUAGGGAUCCCCCCAAAAUGGCUGUUACAAGGGGGCACCCCAUUACACUAAAACCCCUUGCCUGGCUUCCACCCUCCCCAGGUCCUGCACUUCUUCCCAGGGCAGGACCCUCUUUCAUCCCCCCUACGAAGGGAGCCACCUUGUUGUGCUACCACCAAGGCGGAGAGAGACCCCAGCUCGUCUCCCUACAUGAUCCAGCUCACACCGUGAUGAGCACGUUGCUGACCUAGGCCAAUCCUGGGGGAGGGGUGCUCUCUCUCACAUACAUAGGAUUGGCCUCAAGGCCACCCAGUGCUGACUGCAACAGGGCCCUGAACUGCAUCCUCAGCAUAGGAAGUACCCACAUGGACAGAGGGAAGCCCAGCCGCAGGGCCAGUUGCCUCCUCUUCUCUGGGUAUUCUCCAGUGGCUUCUUGGAGUCUAGGCUGGUUUAACUCCCCUGCCUAAAAGACCCUGGAGUUGCUGAUGCAAAUCCAUUAAAAGGAAGACCAGAUACCCCAGACUGCAGGAGGCCAAGCGAAGUGGCGUAGCGCGUGAUUAGCUUUGCCGCCCUCCCACCUCCUGGGAGUCGUGCAGGUAAUCAAAAAUCAACUGUGACUCCCAAGCUCUCUGAAGGGCGAGAUCACAACAGAUAAGUCUUAUUACAGAGGGAGAGUGGAGAGAGAGAGAGACGGUACUGGGCUAGAGCCAUGUUCUUCCUGGCGGGGUGUCAGGGGAGGCAGCCAUGAGCAGGGGGUGCUGGGGCCUUAUCUGUCUGCCACGGUGGGGAAGAGAGACAGGUGGCAGGCAAGUGCCCUGUGCACAGCCCUGUCACUGAGGGCAGGCCCAGGAGAGCUGCCCCAUCUGCCCCAGCCCCAUGUGAUGGUUGGGCCAGCCUGACUAGGGCAGGAUUAGCUGCUUCCUGCCUUGUGUCAUCCAGCCAGACUGCCACUUGGAGGAUGGCUGGUCCAAGCUGCAAACAGUGGCAGAACCACCCAGGGCUUCUUGGAGAUCUGACCACCUCGUCCAUGCCAACAGCCUGGGAGAUGAGACAAGGUUAGAGGAAAUGGAGGCCCAGGAUAGGGCAGGUUCUGCCUGGGAG
Messenger RNA from Cebus imitator (Panamanian white-faced capuchin), 3478 nucleotides. It is a transcript of the gene TSPAN11, whose product is annotated as tetraspanin 11. The transcript is spliced from 9 exons. Gene Ontology annotation, cellular component: membrane. Bases 460 to 1221 code for a protein of 253 amino acids. The record is from RefSeq and is a predicted model, not a curated record. NCBI's taxonomy places the organism in Eukaryota, Metazoa, Chordata, Mammalia, Primates, Cebidae.